ACUGCGUGCGUAGCAUGUUAAAGUGGGAAGCCCGGGCAUGUCAUUCCUGCACAUCUCGGUGGAGAUAUAGGGGUGUGCGCUGCCGGAGAACUCUGCAUGGACCAGGCGGCGCAACUUUCAUAGAACUCUACUUAGACCGGCGAAAGAGUUGACAGCAAACGGGAUUUAUUAACUCUGUCGUCCUCAAUUUUUAUUUAAACAUUGUGAAUAUUUAUAUGACAAAAGUCAAACCUGUAUGAGAAUCUUGCGUCACCGAUAUACGAUCGCGCAAUGUCAAUAUAUUUCAAAUUAUUGACAAGUUGGUUCGUAACCAGCCUUGCCAUUCCCACAAAUGGAGAAAUCUUCACGUCAAUGAUGAAUGUGAGGCAAGCCAUUGAUACGGAAAGGAAACUCAUUCAUAUUCUAAAAUCGUACAUAGACCAAGAGACAGAGAGACUGCGAGACAUCCAAAGGUUUUACGCAAAGGUUUCUCAGCUGCACAGCACCGUCUACACCAGACUGUCCGGCACGGCUGCAGCGAACCCAUUGGUGGCCUUCACCCUCAUCAAACGCCUGCAGUCGGAGUGGCCCAACGUGGUCUACAGCAAAGAAGCCGAGGAGAACAUCCAAGCCCUUAGGUCUGGCUACGGCAGUGUGGAGGGGAGCCUGCCCAAGCACGAAGAUGUUCAAGGAGCAGCCCAGGGCCUGAUGAGACUCCAGGAUGUUUACGCGCUGCGGUUGGAGGGCCUGGUCCGCGGACACUUCCAGAGGCUGACCAACCACGGCAACGCCGUGGACAUCUACCGGCCGCCCGUGUCCGUACGGCUCUCUGGAGACGACUGCUUCCUUGUGGGAAAAGUUGCCUAUGAUGAUGAGGACUACUAUCACUCUGUACAGUGGCUGGAGGAGUCAGUCAGGCUGUUCAGAGACUCCACGCUGGCUUGGAUGCCGGAGAAUGAGGGGAGUCUGGAGGAUGCCCUCGACCAUCUCGCCUUCUCCCACUUCAAGACAGGAAACAUUUCUUAUGCACUGAGUCUCUCGCAGGAAUUGCUACGUCAUGAUCCUCUGAAUGGAAGAGUGCUGCUCAAUGUUGAGAAGUACGAGAGGCUUCUUGUUGAAAACCCACCUGUGGCCACCACCGCCAGCGUCCUAAAAAGACCCUCCACCACAUACCUGAGGACCAGAAACGCCUAUGAGAAGCUCUGCCAAACACAAGGCUCUCAGCCAAAGCACUAUGAGGACCCGGAGCUGUUUUGCGAUUACUUCAGCAAUGGCAGCCCAGGCCUGCUGCUGCAGCCCGUGAGGAGGGAGGUGGUGAGCUUCCAGCCCUACGUGGUCCUGUAUCACAACUUCACCACAGACAGCGAAGCCGAGAGCAUCAAGGGGGUGGCUCAGCCAGCACUGAGGAGAUCUGUUGUUGCAUCUGGUGUGAACCAAUCUACAGUUGACUAUCGAAUUAGUAAAAGUGCCUGGUUGAAAGAGACAGCCCACCCCAGCAUCGGGAGGCUGGAUAAGCGUGUCCAGGCGGUGACGGGCCUAAACGUGCAGCACCCUUACGCAGAGUACCUGCAGGUGGUGAACUACGGCAUUGGAGGACACUACGAGCCACACUUCGAUCACGCCACGUCAGAGUCCAGCCCUCUCUACAAGCUCAACAGCGGAAAUCGAGUGGCUACCUUCAUGAUAUACCUCAGUGCGGUGGACGCAGGUGGAUCCACAGCCUUCAUCUACGCCAACUUCAGUGUCCCAGUUGUACAGAAUGCUGCCCUCUUCUGGUGGAACCUCCACCGUAAUGGCGAAGGCGACGAGGACACACUGCACGCUGGCUGCCCUGUCCUAGUUGGAGACAAGUGGGUGGCAAACAAGUGGAUCCAUGAGCACGGGCAGGAGUUCCAACGGCCCUGCAGUCAAGACCCUGACGAAUGAGAGACACUCACUCAAGCACAGCGCAGCGGACUGGAGGAAUCAAGAAGACAGCAGCAGCAGUGGGAAGAAGAAAAUGAAGAGCAGUGGAAAAAGAGCAAACGGCAAAAAAAGAGAGCGAAAAAGUGGGAAGGAGUGAAGAAGAGAAGAAGAUAGAAGAGGAGCGACUUGAUUGUGCCUGCAUGGCUGGGACCGUUUGGAGUACAAGAGCCAACCUCCACAAUGGAGCGGUUGCACCAAGAGUGGAGAGAGUGGAGAGAAGGAGGAGGGGGGGGGGGACGGCAAACCCCAGUGAAAGAAAUGAGGAGAGAAAGAGAGUGAGAGUGGGAGAGAGAGAGUGGUUUGGUAUGGGGGGAAGAGUGGAAGGAAUCAGGAGAGGAGGGAGAGAGUUGGAGAGAGAGAGAGUAGUGGUGGUGGUGGUGGUGGUGGUGUGGUGGGGAGGAGAGUGGAAGGAAUAGGAAGAGGAUUGGCUAUCUGCCCACGACAGCGUUUGGAGAAUUCCGCUUCCCUCAGGGAGAGGAAGGAGAGACGGAGGGGCACGUGCUGAGACAGUCAAAGGAUGACGAGUGGGGUGACUAAUGGAGCAAGUGUGUGCAUGCGUCUCUGUGUCAUUGUGACCGAGGGAGGGAAGAAUUUGUGUGUGUGUGUGUGUGUGUGUGUGUGUGUGUG
This is a messenger RNA of Engraulis encrasicolus (European anchovy), 2571 nucleotides long. It is a transcript of the gene p4ha3, whose product is annotated as prolyl 4-hydroxylase, alpha polypeptide III. Gene Ontology annotation, molecular function: iron ion binding; L-ascorbic acid binding; protein binding. Gene Ontology annotation, cellular component: endoplasmic reticulum. Bases 271 to 1905 code for a protein of 544 amino acids. Lineage: Eukaryota; Metazoa; Chordata; Actinopteri; Clupeiformes; Engraulidae. Gene Ontology annotation, biological process: peptidyl-proline hydroxylation to 4-hydroxy-L-proline. The record is from RefSeq and is a predicted model, not a curated record. The transcript has 13 exons.